This is a messenger RNA of Drechmeria coniospora, 777 nucleotides long. RefSeq lists its product as uncharacterized. The transcript has a single exon. Lineage: Eukaryota; Fungi; Ascomycota; Sordariomycetes; Hypocreales; Ophiocordycipitaceae. Bases 1 to 777 code for a protein of 258 amino acids. The record is from RefSeq and is a predicted model, not a curated record.
AUGAGCACAAUUGAGGCACGCGUGAGGUGGCAGCACGGCCAGAACGACGUCCAGUUCAGGCGACAUGUGUCGACGCAAUCUUCACGCCCGUGGUGCCUGUACUGUAGGCUCGUGUGUAGGGCAAAUGUGCCUGCACUGGGCGUCCGCCGAGGUCAGGGUGCCGGCUCGGCCACGGCGCAUGAUUGCCCGCCGUGGGCCGGCCACCUCGACGUCCAAGCCCGGCAGCGUCAUGCAUCCGGCGACAGAUGGCGACUCCGAAAGUAUCCUGACCUGCCCAUGCCCAUCGCGCGACUUGUCUCGGCCCCCCACGUAUGCGACGACGAUGACGCCCAUGAUGACGCAACGGACAGGACAGAUGGCACGGCUGUCCCCCAAUGCCGAUGCAUGUCGUCAUUCGCGCUCAGCCCGACGACGCCCCAGGCCGCACGCCCGCCGACGCGAUCCGAACGCGUGCUCGCGCAGCAGGUGCAUGCGAUGGCAGUGCGGCCCAUGGCAGGCAAACGAUGGCCGUCGAGAAGAGCAAUCGCCGUGCGACCCGGCUCGCGUCGGCAUGUCGGGGGUUCGGGGGUUACCAGACGGUCCGGAGUUUUCCACAACCCCCACGGCAGCGCUGCAGCCGCAGCUGGAGGACCUCGUAUUGGCUCAAACGAACAGUGCAUCACACCCUACCGUAGCAUGGUGGUCGUUGGAAAAUGUACCGUCCGCAGCACUUCUGGGGCACGUCGCAUGCUGUGCGGUCUGGCAUCCCCGUGGCAGGGUGGUGCGGAGCGUCGUUGA